UUCUACACUUUAAAAAUAGUCAAUUUUUCACACUUUUAAAACGUUUUUUUUUUUAAUUAUAUAAUUUUCUUUUUCAAAUGUUUUCUGGUUGUUUUUGGACUGUUUUAAUUUGUCGUAUGUCUGGAUGUGAAACAGUUUCCUGACAAGUAUCUAAUAUUUUUAUGCUUUUUAAAAUUAAUUUUCUGGCUGUUUUCAGGUUAAAAGCUUUCAAACGAUUUCUAAUGAGUCUCCAACCCGGACAGGAAGUAAUUUAAAACUUAAAGUCUAAGAAAAUAAAAGCAGGAUUUAAAGCAGCAGGAAAUUCAACUUUGACAUAUUGCUGUUUCCACAAUCCCUUAAUUUAGCUUUUAUUUCAUGCAUGGCAUGAAUAUGUUUCUGUGACUGUUGUUUCUGAGGAACAUUUACAAUUUAUAGCUGCUGCUGUUACCUUUUGUUUGCUUUAAAAAUGGCGGAGAAAAGAAAACAGAACGAGGGAUCUUGAACGGUUGCCAAGAUAAGCAAAUCAUAAAGAUCCAAACUAAAUUAUUAACUCUGAAUGACUAACUGGUCAAACACAAAUUUUAUGAAGACAGUAGCUUUUGUAACUCAUUUAACUCUGUUUUAUUAAAAAAAAAACAUAAUUUAAAAAGCAAAUUGAGUUUUAAAAAAUGCUUAGUAAAGUAUUAAAAAAAUCAAAAAAUAUCUACAAUUCAAGAAACUAUUUAAUUCAUGCAUUUUGCAGUUGUAAAUGACCUGUAGAUGGCGCUGUUCUGAAACGUCAGUCUGCGUUUUAUUUUGACAGGUUCGCGGAAGCGGAAUGAUUUGUUUCGGUUGUGCUCACGCGGGGACUUGUCAAAGCCGCGCUGACAAGCAUCGCACGCGCCUCUUUUGGCUUCUGAUGCUGCGCCGCGGACGCCGCUAACUUCUCGGCUGUGCUGCGGUCUGACCCGGGGAGGACGGAGCCGGAUUUGGAGCCAAGUCCGGAGGGAGAGAAGAGGACUCCUCGUAUGAGCGCUCUGCUCGGCCUCUUUCUGAAGCUUUCCAGCCUUUCCUGAUCCUGAUGGAAGCCAGAGGGAAGUAUGAGUUCUCUGCCACGGCGGACGACGAGCUGAGCUUCAGGAAGGGCGACAUCCUGAAGAUCAUAAGCUUUGAAGAGGAGUGGUGCAAGGCGGAGAUCAACGGACAGGAAGGAUUCAUUCCAAAGAACUACAUCGAGAUUCAGCUUCCAGCGUGGUUCCAGGAGAACACCAGCCGCAGCGGCGCAGAAGAGAUCCUGAGGCACAGAGACGUGGGAGACUUCGUGAUCCGAGGCUGCCAGACUUCUCCCGGAGACUUCUCCAUCUCCGUCAAGCAUGAGAGCGACGUGCAACACUUCAAAGUCAUGAGGGACAACAAGGGCCAGUACUUCCUGUGGUCGGAGAAGUUCAUGUCCCUCAACAAGCUGGUGGAGUUUUACAAAAACACGUCCAUCUCCAAAACCAGACACAUCUGCCUGAACGACGGCAGCUCGAACAGCCGGAGCCCCGCCUCCGCACAGCAGGUAAAGAGGGGGAGUUUACCUGAGCAACGCAACCCAGCAGCCGCCGUGGCUUCAUCGGGGCGCAGAUCUUCAGACCAGACUUCCAACCAGCUGGUGAAGAGGCCGGUUCUGGAGGAGCGAGCUCACACCAUCGGCCACACCGGCAGGAACAGCCCCGCCAGCCCCGCCAGCAUGACUUACCCUCCUCAGCGCAGCCAGCAGCAGGCGUCGGCGCUGAUGGUGAGGGCGCUGUACGACUUCACCGCCGAGGAGGACGACGAGCUGGGGUUCUGCGCCGGCGACGUCAUCGAGGUGAUGGACCGCUCCGACCUGUCCUGGUGGAGGGGGAGGCUGCAGGGGAAAACCGGCUUGUUUCCUGCCAACUACACCGUCAUGCUGUGAGGAGAGGGCCGUGCACGCCGCGGUUUGCAUGUGCACGGCCGCCGGCGUGCUCUGCAGAGGACUGUCUGCAGGUUUUAUAUGAACUUGAAUCCACAGCAGGAAGAGCUGCAGAGGAUUUCACCCUUAGAGGUGCGGGCAGGUAUUUAUUUUCUGAUGAAUCAGCUCCUUCCGCUCCGUUUUCACUGUACAAAUGACAUCAGUGUAACUUCCUCUCAGCUUUCUGACUCAGAAAUAAACAACUUUUUUUUACAAAUCUUCUCGUUUUUGGUGAGAAAUGAUUGAAAAUCAGGAAAAUCAGUUUCUGAUCAUUUUCUGACCCUGAACACAAAAAUAACUAAAGUUUCUAGAGUUGACAUUUAAAUAAAAUGUACAGGAAUUUGCAUUAAAACCACCAUUAACGUUCAAUCCUCUGGAAUAAAAAAAGAAAAAAAACAUGUUGUUGUAAUUCAUUUUAUUGAGCUUUCCACAAAAAAGCUGAUUUAUUUUGUGUGGUUCAUGCUUAAAGAGUGUUCUUGAGAAUGAACUGGUUGUUUAAUAAGUUUAUAUGCAUAAAGGCUUUUCUCAAAACUGGUUUUCUUGUUGUAAAAAAAAAAAAGUACUGGAGAAGUAAUAGUGAUCAGUUUUCUAUAAAGACCCAUUCCAAUGAAAAUUUUAAACAUGUUCUAGUGGGAUUUUUCUCAGGAUGGAGGACAUUUAUUAUAAAUAUUAAGCUAAAAAUUGCAUUCUGAUGGGAAGGGGAGCGGUAUUGCUCCAACAGUCCCGUCUAAAGAAACUAUCUCCUAAAAA
Oryzias melastigma (Indian medaka) is the source of this 2686-nucleotide messenger RNA. RefSeq names its product GRB2 related adaptor protein 2a (gene grap2a). The transcript is spliced from 8 exons. The coding region runs from base 1040 to 1900 and encodes 286 amino acids. Lineage: Eukaryota; Metazoa; Chordata; Actinopteri; Beloniformes; Adrianichthyidae. Gene Ontology annotation, molecular function: protein binding. The record is from RefSeq and is a predicted model, not a curated record.